Drosophila teissieri is the source of this 3135-nucleotide messenger RNA. It is a transcript of the gene qtc, whose product is annotated as protein Hook homolog 1. The coding region runs from base 598 to 2787 and encodes 729 amino acids. Lineage: Eukaryota; Metazoa; Arthropoda; Insecta; Diptera; Drosophilidae. The record is from RefSeq and is a predicted model, not a curated record. The transcript has 7 exons.
CCGCCCGUCAAAUGCCAUGGGAAAUGAGGUCUUCGCCGGCAAAACUGAAACGAUUUGGGCAAGUACAAUGCAGAGCCGCCUUUGUUUUUAUUGUGCCAAUUAAUUGCACAAAAAACCUUUUGCCUUUUGGAUGCGGCGCCUUCUUUAUGCCUUUCACCUCGCUCUUGGAGAUGGGGAUACCGAUUAAGAGAUUCCCAGACCGCCAGACGCUCGCAAAUUCGCUUAAAAUGCCAUCAAAAGUCCAUGGGACUACGCCACACACCGGCUACAAAAUCCAAAUCCCAAAAUCCAUCCGAUUGCAACACACGGACUACUCCAUUUUCCGUCUCGCUUUGGUAAUUGAACAAUAGUUUUUCCAUCUGCCAACAGACUUUUCCAUUCGCCGCUCGGCUUUUCAGCUUCAGUUGCAUUUUGUCGCUCGCCUUCAGCACGCGCACUCCACACAAUUGUUGUUAAAGUUGAAUAGUUUAAUACUUUUUCGCUUGGUUAAACGGUUUGCCGCUCGGUGUGCUCAAGAUACUCGUAUCUGCAAUUACUCGCAUACAAAUUGCAAGCAAAUAGUGUACUCAUUUGCCGCAAGCGUAGCCAAACUGAGAAAUGACGUCGCUGCAGCUGGAGACGUCACUGCCGGCGGUGGAGGAGCAAGUGCAGCGGGAGAAGGACAACGAGCCCGCCGAGGACUCGCACACGGCAUCCACAACGCCCACACGCAUUCCACAUCCCGCCGUGGCUCGUUUCCGGCGUUCCGGCUCCCUGCGCCUGCGCGGGAAUCCCGCCGAGCUUGGUUUACGGGCUGAGCACUGGCCAGCCGGCGGAGGCGGAUUCAGUUCGCGCGCCAAGCUCACGGCGAUCCCAUCCAGUCUCGAGUCGCGUUCGCACCCGGUUCACUUGAGGCGUAAUCGCAGCUGGAGCAAUUUAGGCCACAAAACGGAGCUGGAACCGGAAGUGGAGGCUUCCACGGAGGCACUAUGCAACGCCACCCAGUGCUUGUCUUUGAAUGAGGAGACAGUGGCCAAGGCUCCCAAAGUGGCCAACAGCAGCAUGGCCAACGGCAAGCCGCGAAAUCUGUCUCUCAAGUUGAACGGCGGCAGUGACAUCAGCAGCAGUGGCACCGCCAGCAGCAUAAAGGAGUCGUCCCCCAGGACCGCCAGGACGCCCAGGACGCCUCAGACACCUCAGACGCCCCAAACGACGGCCAGCGGUGCAGCUGCAAGUGCGGCAGAGACGCCACCAGCGCCACACAGCUGCAUACGGCAGGGAAACUGCGUCAAGGCCAACCAGAGCAAACUGUCCACGCUGCACGAGGCGAAGAUUUCGCCCAGGACACCGCCCGUCACACCGGACUCACCCAGUACCUAUCUGGACGAUGAUCUAGACUCGAUGUACUCGUUUGCCACCACCACUUCGGGUCGCUCCACGAUGUCCUGCGAGCAUCCCUAUGUGGCCAGAAACGGCACCACCUUCAGUGGUCGCAAGAUGAAGUACGUAGUGCACUGCUCCAACUAUGCGGGCCAGGUGGGACCCGACUAUUUGACGCCCACGCAGCGGGCACAGCGCCAGAUUCGGCGACUCAAGGAGCUGCUGUGCAUUGCGCGCCAGGAUCUGGAGCAGAAGGAUACGGAGCUGCUGCGUCUGACACGCGAGGUGGUGGAGCUGCGCCUGUUCAAGGCAUCGCUCAGUUCGCCGGAGGAGCGAUCGGCCUCCUCCGAUGCGGUAACCGUGCGGGAGGCGGAGCUGAAGACCUCGCAGGAUGUUUCGCCCAUCGUGGACAUGGUGGACGAGGGCAACGCCAAGGGCAGUCCACGGCAUCUGAGCCGCCAGCAGCAGCAGGCGAACCACUCGCUGCAGCACCAGCAGCUGCAGGCCAUGCAGAUGUCGGCGGAGAUGCAGAGCUCCUAUGCGGAUUCCGGCCACUUCGAGGACCUCACCAUGUCGUCGGUGCACUCGAAGGACUCGCAGACGCAGAGCGAGGCAUGCGGCACAGCCACGCCCGAUGGUGAACCGGAUGUGGUCUGCGGGGGCGGUGGUGCUGAUGGUGAUGCCGCCAGCAAUCUGGAGAACUACGAGCUGCAGCGACAGGAACUGAUACGCAUGUACGAGCAUCGGAUUGAGGAGCUCAUCAGGAGUCAGGAUAGCGCGACUAGCGAUCUGAAGCGAUCCCACAACGACAAGGUGGAGGCGCUGCUCCAGAAGCUGGCCGAGUGCAACACCAGGUACUCGGACAUGGUGCCCGACUACGAGCAGGCCAAGCAGCGCAUCCGGGAGCUGGAGAAGCAGCUGGAGGAUCUGCAGCGCAAGCUGAUCGAGCACGAGGAGAAGCAGAACAAGAUGUACCUGCACAUGUACCAGCAGGGACAGGAGGCGGAGCGCAUUUCUCGAGCGGAUCAGGCACUGGAUUUGGCACAGCGUCAGCCGGAGAGCAAGGUGUCGAUCAAUGAGCUACUGCAUCAGCUGCAGAGCACGCAGGACGAGUUGGAGAACAUACGCGCAUCAGAGUGCAGAAUGAGAGAGUGCGGCAGUAAUCAUGCUCUCCUUACUGCAAAAGAGGCGAUUUCUUUGUGGGUACUUGGCGCGCGUAAGACCAUUUAUCGCCGCCUGCUGGAAGCGCAGAAGAAUCGCACCCAUGUGGAUCCGGAGGUGACGCUGCAGUUCCUGAAGAGCGCCAUCUUCUACUUCCUCACGGACAAGGAGAACUCCCAGGGCCAUCUGCAGGCCAUCGAGAGCAUCCUCGAGUUCACCGACGCCGAGAAGCAGAAGAUCAGCGCCGCGAAUCGAACGCCAAAGUGAGGUUCUCGAUCAUCGUUACCCAUGGCGUAUACUUAUUAUUAACACUUAGAUUGCACGGCAAAGUGAGCAAAACGAUGUCUAUGAUUUUGGUUCGCGCUAAAUUGCAUUGUUUUCAGCUAAUUGGCUGGCGGCUUUAAUUUCAAUUUUAUUUUGUUACUGGAAUAAUUUUGUUAAAUUAUGGUGGCGCCCUUGUUAAGUUAUUUCUUUGGCAACGAAGUGUAUAAAUUUUUCCAUUAGUUAAUUUCGAAUUACGUAUAUAUAUUUUCUGGUCUAAAGCUUAAGGCAUAACUAGUACGUCCUGUGUAUGAAUACGAACAUCUUGGGAGAAAUACAAUUUUACAAAAUCUA